CUUGUUCUUGUCUGGGGUCAUAAAUACCUUUUGUUGGGUUAACACAUUCAUUACUCAUUAACCUCUUAUAUAUAACCCUUUGCUUCAUUAUUUUUUCCAUUUCAUUUAUCUCUCAAACAAGAGAGAAAAAUAUGAGAACAAGAAGAGGGUCUUGUUAUCUUGAAUCUGAAAUAGUGACAAAGAUGUGUUCUUUGGGGAAGAGAAAGAAGGACAUGCAUAUUUCCAAGAAAACUAUUUUUUGUGGAAAGAGACCAAAGAAGUGUUUGGAGAAAACUUCAUCAGAAUAUGAUUUUUUCGAGGCCUUGCCAGAUGAUAUCGUUAUUUCUAUCUUCUGCAGGCUAAGUUCUACAGCCACUUCACCUUCCGAUUUUGUAACCGUUUUAUCAACAUGUAAAAGAUUCAAAAGAUUAGCACUUCAUUCUCUUGUUUUAUCAAAAGCUUCUCCCAGAACUUUCGCCAUUAGAGCCAAAAAUUGGUGCGAAUCUGCACAACAAUUUCUUAAACAGUGUGCUGAGGCAGGGAAUGUUGAAGCCUGUUAUACUCUGGGCAUGAUUCGGUUUUACUGUUUGCAAAACAGAGGGAGCGGUGCUUCGCUUAUGGCGAAAGCUGCAAUAAACUCUCACGCGCGUGCACUCUACUCGCUUGCAGUUAUACAGUUCAACGGCAGCGGCGGUACCAAAAGUGAUAAGGACCUCCGUGCCGGUGUUGCUCUCUGCGCCAGAGCCGCUUUUCUCGGCCAUAUCGACGCGCUUCGUGAGCUUGGACACUGUUUACAAGACGGUUACGGUGUGAAACAGAAUAUCUCCGAGGGGAGGCGCUUUCUCAUUCAGGCUAACGCACAUGAACUCUCCGGCGUUUUGUCCACAGAUGCCGCCGCGCGUCAGUUGGUUAAUGCUAAUCUCCAAUCUCAACUUAAAUACGUCGCUGCGUCUGGAUGUCCGUUAUUGAGCGAUUUUGGAUGUAAUGUUCCGGCGCCGGAGCCGCAUCUGUCCAGUCGGUUUAUGACGGAGUGGUUUGCCGUUCGCGGCGGAUUGAAUGGAUCGGGUUUGAGGCUCUGUUCGCAUGUGAGUUGUGGGAGGCCGGAGACGCGAAAGCACGAGUUUCGAAGGUGUUCGGUUUGUGGCGCGGUGAAUUAUUGCUCGCGUGCGUGUCAAGCGCUUGAUUGGAAGUUCCGUCAUAAGGCGGAGUGUGCCCCUGUGGAGCGGUGGCUUGAAGAGGAUGGUGAUGACGAUAAAGUUGACAACGACGAUGAGUGGUCAGUGCUUCUUCGGCUUUGAGCACUGAGGUGGCAUUGGGAAUUGGGAUCGACAGUCUUUUAGAGCAGCUGGAGCCAAAGAAGAAUAGGAUAUGCGGUUCUUUUGAUGAUUGCAUGGUUGUGUUUUAUGAGUGUCUAUUUACAAUAAUAGGACUUCAUGUGACCUCAUGUAAACUUUAGCUAGCAAACCUUAAACAUAUAGAGAUCGCCCCUUCUUAGUCUUCAUUUGGGGUCGUGGGCGUAUGUGAGGGUCUUUCAAUGUGUCGAGCACAAGUCCUUGAAAUCUUCUAUUAAUUUAUUCUAUAAUUUAUUUCAUCCAAGGCGCACGUCCCAGGACAACUUUCGUAAACAGAGACUUCUUCAACUUCACGCGAUCGUCUGUUGGUUCAACUCAUUUAUCUUACAGUUCAUUCUGCUUUCUGUUAUAUCCCUGUCGAUUCUUCUCAAUAUUGUCAGAUUUCGUGUCUGAAGUAUUAGUCUCAUACUCACUUCAACCAGGAUGUUGGCUCUUAUUCUGCCCAGUCAGGUUCCCUUUCCUCGGGCAAGAUGACAGUGAGGUUUUUUUAAUAUAUGUGGUUGCAUUUUGUAGAUAACACGGACAUAGUAAAUAAUUUGAACAUUAUUCUUCCGCCUCAAAGAUGUCUAAGGUAUCAGGGCUUAGGUGAAUACUGAGAUUUUUUCUUCUGCUCCCAUUGCGGAGAACCAACAACCGUCCUUUAUCCCGCUUCAUUAUCUCCGACUCUCGAUCUAAUUCCUCAUCGGCUAAACAAUAACCCAAGAAAGCUAAUAAUUUUUGUUACUUUUCAAACUAUGACUUU
This is a messenger RNA of Vicia villosa (hairy vetch), 2073 nucleotides long. Its product is annotated as F-box protein At1g67340-like. The record is from RefSeq and is a predicted model, not a curated record. Bases 132 to 1277 code for a protein of 381 amino acids. Gene Ontology annotation, molecular function: protein binding. NCBI's taxonomy places the organism in Eukaryota, Viridiplantae, Streptophyta, Magnoliopsida, Fabales, Fabaceae. The transcript has 4 exons.